AUGAUGGACAUUGAACCAACCACAAGCGGUCAGUUUGAAACGAGAAGCCGUUUUGCUCCAGAUGAUGACAUAGAAGUGAGAAAUCAGUUUCAGCUAGACACGACAAGUCAUCCGCGUCCUACUGAGGAUCGCUCAGAGCGGCACUUGAGACGGCCCUUGGAACCAUCGGAGCCGGACCCCAGGACAGAGGAUGACUAUACGUUGAUCGACAUCCUCGGGGAUGGCCAUUUAGAUGAUAGAGCGAAAAGCAUUUUUCUAUCUCUACCCCAAGAAGUGAAGUCAGCAGGGUUUGAGCGGGUGGUAGAGGAAUUGAGAAGAAUUCUAGCUAAUGACUCUAUGGCAGGAGAUCUUCGGAUCUCAAGAAGAAGAGCUAAGACCGAUAAGUAUAGCUGGAAAAGAAGGCUAUGGGCAUAUGACCCUAAAAGAGACCACACGGUGACGGAAGGAAGACCUCCACAAGAUAAAAUAAGAGUGGAGGCAAGGCCAAAAGGCACUUCGCUUAGAGGAAAAACUGAUACAGUAACAGAUGCGACGUUUCAGACGGGAAAGUCGCCAGUGCAAAAAGGACCCUAUGAGGUUGUUGAGACAAGACAGAAAAGCAGCACGUCCGCGGAUCAGAGAAAGUGCUACAGCUAUAGUAGGUAUGGACACAUCGCGAAAGAUUGUCCAUACAGGCGAACACAGGUGAAGCAAGUGGGGCAGGUAAACAAGACGCCCGAGCAAAUGCGUGAUAAGAUGAGCCUAAGUGAAAUUAUCGACAACGCAAGAAGUUUAGGACUGAAGACCAGGGAAGAAAACGCCCGUGAACCCUUAGUUGGUAAGAAAUUUUCAGCUUGCAUUACAAUGUUAGGCAUGAGACUUCCCGCUAUCCUCGAUACGGGGUCAAUGAUUGGUAUAAUACCGGAGUACCUGGUGGGAGUGCUGGUCAAGGCGAAGAAAGCAGGGUUUGAGCUAAGGCCGGGUGGGAGCUGCAAGGAUACCAGUGGCAUUGGACAAAGGUAG
This is a messenger RNA of Cylicocyclus nassatus, 1002 nucleotides long. The record is from the annotation of a GenBank genome assembly. Lineage: Eukaryota; Metazoa; Nematoda; Chromadorea; Rhabditida; Strongylidae.